AUGUCUUUGCUACCCCCCGAGGUCCACUCCGCGCUCUCGCAGCUGCUGCGCGCGUUAACCACCCCGGACAACACGGUUCGUACGCAGGCGGAAGAACAGUUGAAUAAUGAUUGGAUUCAAGGUCGUCCGGAUGUCCUUUUGAUGGGCUUGGCGGAGCAGAUUCAAGGCGCAGAGGAACUAGUAACACGUACAUUCGCCGCGGUGCUGUUCAGGAGAAUAUCUACCAAGACACGGAAGGACCCUGUCACAAAUGAAGCCAAAGAGCUCUUCUCAACACUUACUGGAGAGCAACGCCUGGUCAUUCGACAGAAGCUGGUUACUUGUUUGACGACUGAGACUGUGACGGAUGUCCGGAAGAAGAUCGGCGAUGCAGUGGCUGAGAUUGCGAGACAGUACACCGAUAACGGUGACCAAUGGCCUGAGCUUCUCGGGGUUCUUUUCCAGGCCAGUCAAUCCCCCGAUGCUGGCUUGCGUGAGGCUGCUUUCCGCAUUUUCUCGACCACCCCCGGAAUCAUUGAGAAGCCCCACGAAGACGCCGUUCAGGGUGUGUUUGGCAAAGGUUUCAAGGAUGACGUUGUGUCUGUACGUGCGCAUUGCUGCCAUGGAGGCUUUUGCUUCCUUCUUCCGCUCGAUUUCGAAGAAUCCCAGCCCAAGUUUUUCCAGCUCGUGCCAGACCUCCUUAACGUUUUGCCUCCGCUGAAGGAAUCGUCCGAGAGCGACGAGCUUUCUGCUGGAUUCUUGGCCCUCAUUGAGCUGGCCGAGAUUUCUCCCAAGAUGUUCAAGAGCGUGUUCAACAAUCUGGUGAAGUUCAGUAUCAGCGUGAUUGCCGAUAAGGACCUCAGUGACCAGGUUCGCCAAAACGCCUUGGAAUUGAUGGCCACAUUUGCAGACUACUCUCCCAACAUGUGCAAGAAGGACCCUGAAUUUGCACAGGAGAUGGUGACCCAGUGUCUGAGCCUCAUGACUGACAUCGGUAUCGAUGAUGAUGAUGCUUCCGAGUGGAACGCAUCUGAGGAUCUUGAUCUGGAGGAGAGCGACCUCAACCAUGUCGCUGGAGAACAGUGCAUGGACCGCCUGGCAAACAAGCUUGGUGGACAGGUCGUCCUUCCCGCUACCUUCUCUUGGGUCCCCCGGAUGAUGUCUUCUUCAGCCUGGCGUGAUCGCCAUGCGGCCCUUAUGGCUAUCUCCGCUAUCUCAGAAGGCUGUCGCGAGCUGAUGGUUGGUGAACUGGACCAGGUGUUGGCACUGGUCGUUCCCGCUCUCCAGGACCCCCACCCUCGUGUCCGCUAUGCAGGCUGCAACGCCUUGGGUCAGAUGAGCACCGACUUUGCUGGCACGAUGCAGGAGAAGUACCACGCUAUUGUGCUUAACAACAUCAUCCCAGUGUUGAACAGUGCCGAGCCUCGCGUCCAGGCCCACGCUGCCGCGGCGCUGGUAAACUUCUGCGAAGAGGCUGAGAGGAAGGUCCUUGAGCCCUACCUUGCCGAGCUUCUGCGCCAUCUUCUGCAGCUCCUGCGCAGCGACAAGCGCUACGUUCAGGAACAAGCUCUUUCCACUAUCGCUACGAUUGCCGACUCUGCUGAAAAUGCGUUCGAUCAAUACUACGAUACCCUGAUGCCUUUGCUCUUCAACGUAUUGAAGGAGGAGCAGUCCAAGGAAUACCGUCUUCUGCGUGCUAAGGCUAUGGAAUGUGCUACCCUAAUUGCGCUCGCUGUGGGCAAGGAGAAGAUGGGACAAGACGCUCUGAGUCUAGUGCAGUUGCUGGGCAACAUCCAACAGAACAUUGUCGAUGCGGAUGACCCGCAGUCGCAGUAUCUGCUCCACUGCUGGGGCCGUAUGUGCCGGGUCUUGGGCCAGGACUUCGUUCCUUAUCUCCCUGGUGUUAUGCCCCCUCUCCUCUCCGUUGCGGCUGCCAAGGCGGACAUUCAACUGCUAGAUGAUGAGGACCAGAUUGACCAGGUUGAGCAAGAUGAAGGCUGGGAGUUGGUGCCUUUGAAGGGCAAGAUCAUCGGCAUCAAGACCAGCGCGCUGGAAGACAAGAACACUGCCAUUGAGUUGAUCACCAUCUAUGCUCAGAUCCUGGAAGCUGCCUUUGAGCCAUACGUGCUAGAAACUAUGGAGAAGAUUGCCGUACCUGGCCUUGCUUUCUUCUUCCACGAUCCAGUGCGGGUGUCCUCGGCUAAGUUGAUUCCUCAGCUCUUGAACUCGUACAAGAAGGCCCACGGUGACCAGUCCCCUGGGUUCGCACAGAUGUGGAACAAGGUGGCCGAGAAGAUCAUCGAGGUGCUGAGCGCGGAGCCCACAGUUGAUACACUGGCAGAAAUGUACCAGUGCUUCUACGAAUCCGUGGAGGUUGUGGGCAAGAACUGCCUCACCCAGCAGCACCUGCACACCUUCAUUGAGUCGGCCAAAUCGACGUUAGAGGACUAUCAGGUCCGUGUCAAGGCUCGGCUGGAGGAGCGUGCCGAGGCCGAGGACGGCGAGGAGGAGAACCUGGAAUAUGAGUACGCAGUGGAAGAUGACCAGAACCUGCUCAGUGAUAUGAACAAGGCAUUCCACACGAUCUUUAAGAACCAAGGCACAUCUUUCCUGCCCACGUGGGAGACUCUGAUGCCAUUCUACGAUGCGUUCAUCACAAGCCAGGACCCGACGCAACGCCAAUGGGCUCUGUGCAUUAUGGAUGACGUGCUGGAGUUCUGUGGGCCGGAGUCGUGGAAGUACAAGGAUCACAUUAUGCAGCCGUUGGCAGCAGGGUUGCAAGAUCAGAACGCCGCCAACAGGCAAGCAGCCGCGUAUGGUGUGGGUGUUGCCGCGCAGAAGGGUGGCGCCGCCUGGAGCGAUUUCGUUGCGGCCAGCCUUCCCAGUUUAUUCCAGGUAACACAGUUCAACCAGUCCCGGACAGAGGAACAUGUGUUCGCCACCGAGAACGCUUCCGCCAGUAUUGCGAAGAUCCUGCAUUACAAUGCAAGCAAGGUGCAGAACGCACAAGAGAUCGUGGCCAACUGGAUCACGACCCUGCCGAUCACAUUCGAUGAGGAGGCGGCUCCAUAUGCCUAUUCAUUCCUGGCGCAGCUCAUUGACCAGCAAAACCCCACUGUCAUGUCCAACGCCGACAAGGUGUUCGGAUACAUCGUUCAGGCUCUCGAGGCAGAGACCUUGCAAGGGCAGACGGCCGCCCGGGUGGCCAACUCGGCGAAGCAGUUGGUGGCUACGACCGGACUUAACGCAGAUCAGAUCCUGGCUGGUGUGAACCCGGACAACCAGGCGGCAGUGCGGAGUUAUUUCCAGUAG
Molecule: messenger RNA, 3291 nt
Organism: Aspergillus bombycis
Lineage: Eukaryota; Fungi; Ascomycota; Eurotiomycetes; Eurotiales; Aspergillaceae
Product: nuclear import receptor PSE1
Exons: 6
Coding region: 1-3291 (1096 amino acids)
Biological process (GO): protein import into nucleus
Cellular component (GO): cytoplasm; nucleus
Molecular function (GO): small GTPase binding; nuclear import signal receptor activity
Source: RefSeq, a predicted model, not a curated record